CGCGUCUCGAGGCGCCAGGCCGGGCGCGCUCCCGCCCGCCUCCCCACCCGGAAGAGCCACCUGAGCGGCGAAGUUGAGGCGGCGCGCGGGCCGAGCCUCCCUCCUGGCGCUUAUUUCGCCCUGGCGGAAGGCGGGCCCGCCGGAGCCUGCGCGCCCCCGCGGCCGAUGGUACCUAGAUAGGCCCCGCGCACGCGCUCCAGCCCGUUAGCGCCUUUGGGGUGCGGUGCGACGCAGCCGCGAGGCCCGAGCUUUCCGCGCCCCGGCGCCUCGGGAGCGGCGCGCUCCAUGUGACUUCUGACACUGCGUAUCCGCCAGUAAGUGACAGCAGCUGCCUCGUUUCACCGUUACUUAUAUUUUCUUCUGCAGUUAGUCUACAGUAUCGCCCACAUUUGGUUAGCUCAAAACUAUUCAACUCCGGGACCGGUCCGGCGACAGAGCUGCCCGGUAGCUGAACCCGGGAAGUGUCAGAGAACAGCCCAGAUGUUUUAGGGCAGGAACCGCGUCCAGAAACUUACCUAGAUUCAAGAUGAAUAGCGAUCAAGUUACGCUGGUUAGUCAAGUGUUUGAGUCAUAUGUUUCGGAAUACCAUAAGAACGAUAUUCUUCUAAUCCUGAAGGAAAGAGAUGAAGAUGCUCAUUACCCAGUUGUGGUUAAUGCCAUGACCCUUUUUGAGACCAACAUGGAAAUUGGGGAAUAUUUCAACGCAUUCCCCAAUGAAGUAUUAACUAUUUUUGAUGGUGCACUACGAAGAUCAGCCUUGACAAUUCUUGAGUCCCUUUCUCAGCCUGAGGAUGUCUCCAUGAAGCAGAAUCUUCAUGCCAGGGUAUCAGGUUUGCCCAUUUGUCCUGAGCUGGUGAGGGAGCACAUCCCUAAAACCAAGGAUGUGGGACACUUUUUAUCUGUUACUGGGACAGUGAUUCGGACAAGUCUGGUGAAGAUCCUGGAGUUUGAACGGGAUUACAUCUGUACCAAAUGCAAGCACAUGUUUGUGGUCAAGGCCGACUUCGAGCAGUAUUACACGUUCAGCCGGCCAUCCUCAUGUCCCAGCUUGGAGAGCUGUGAUUCUUCAAAAUUCACUUGCCUUUCGGGCUUAUCUUCAUCUCCAACCAAGUGUAGAGAUUAUCAGGAAAUCAAAAUUCAGGAACAGGUUCAAAGGCUAUCUGUUGGAAGUAUCCCACGAUCUAUGAAGGUUAUCCUAGAAGAUGACUUAGUAGACAGUUGCAAAUCUGGUGAUGACCUCACGAUUUAUGGGGUCGUAAUGCAACGGUGGAAGCCCUUUCAGCAAGAUGUGCGCUGUGAAGUGGAGAUAGUCCUGAAAGCCAAUUAUGUCCAAGUAAAUAAUGAGCAGUCUGCGGGCAUCAUCAUGGAUGAGGAGGUCCGAAAGGAAUUUGAAGAUUUUUGGGAACACUACAAGAGCGAUCCUUUUGCAGGAAGAAAUGAAAUAUUGGCUAGCUUAUGCCCUCAAGUUUUCGGGAUGUAUCUAGUAAAGCUUGCUGUGGCCAUGGUGCUGGCUGGUGGGAUUCAAAGGAUCGAUGCUACAGGAACACGAGUCAGAGGUGAAUCUCAUCUUUUAUUGGUUGGAGAUCCUGGCACAGGGAAAUCUCAAUUCCUCAAAUAUGCAGCAAAGAUUACACAGAGAUCUGUGCUCACCACAGGAAUUGGAUCUACUAGUGCAGGUAUUUUACAUGACAAUUUUAAUUGAUUUAAUGUUACUGCAGAAGCUAACACAAUGGUUUUUUUCUUAUGAAAAGUGCUUAUAAUUGGAAAAUUUUCAAGUUAAUUUUUGAGUUACUGUCAAAAAUGGAAAGAAAUACGUAGCAUUUCUUUUGUAGCUAAGAAAAUAUUUUAGAAGCUCCACCAUCACUUAGUUUUCCAAAAACUUAUCCCAUGUAUCUUUUUUCAUCUUAGUUUUUCAAUGAUCCUAUUUGAUUUUCUCAUUCUCUAAGUGAUUACUUUCCUACACGCUUAUGCAGGAAAAAAUAUGUAUCACCUGGCAUUUUAUGAAGACCCAACUAACAGAACACUCACAUAAAUAGGAGGAAAAACUCACUUUACAAAAGUAGGUAGUGUUGAGCUUAAAGCAUUUUCAUGCUCAUAAGUCUCACCGGGAACAGAAGCUCCUAUAGGAAAUUCUUGAGUAGAUUAUGUUUUAGUAUGUGGAAAGCAUAUUUUCAUCACUGCAAUGUGGAGCUUUAAUCAUACAUUGUAAUGAUUCGUCAACAAGUACAUUUAAAAGCCUUUGCAGAUAGAAUGUCAAAUUUCGAUUAUAAAGUUACUUUAGGAAAAAAUUAUUUAAAAAAAGUUUUGAUGCCAUUUUAUAUUUUUACACCAUUAUGAUUGGGGAAAUAUUUCUCCUUUAUUUAAUAGGCCACUGUUUCGCACAUUGUGUAAAUGUUAUUUGCUACUUCUUAGGGGAGCCUAAUCACCAUGGCCUGUGCUCAGAUUUCUUAUGAGCAGCUUAUAUUUUAUACUUAUAGAGCAGCAAAUGCUCCAUUAAUGGUCCUACAUAAUGAGAGCCCCAUUCUAAUAGGAGCCCUCAGGUUUUGGGAUAUAACUGAGCAGUACAUUAAGAAUUGACAAGAAAGGAUUUGUGAAUUGAGAGUGGUGGAUGAGCUUCAGAAUACAGGAAGGGAAGUAGGCAAGAAUAUAAAGAACACUUCAUAUACAUUUUUAAAUUCUUAUGUCCCAGUGUUCUAGAGUUCUGUAUAACAUGAUACCAACAACAAACAAUAAAGGUGUUUCCAAGUAAUUAUGUGGAAUGUUUCCUAAAUUAAUUAUAUGGAGUGCCAAGAAUGAGUCUAAGCUAUCUGUGAGCUAGUAAUUUCAGAGUAGUUGGACAAUUUUAAAGUGAAUGGCUAUUGAUUCACUACAUUAGCACUUUUCCCCUUUUUUAAUGCCAAGAUCAUAAUCCAAAUAUGAGGGUAAAAGACAGGUAGAGGGAAUAUAAAUUUUAGGACAAUAGAAAAGUUAUUGCUACUUAUCUACCAAAAGGGCCAGACAAGCCUUUCUUCAAACUAUGUAUCACAACCCAUUAGAGUCCUAAAAGUCAAUUCUGAGUCAAAACCAGCACUUUCAAAAUGAAAUACAGUAAGACACCAGAAUACACUGCACACAGUAAAGGCGCACUAUAAGGGUGCAUGUUCAUGAAAAUUAUUAAUAUAUAAUGCAUAUUUGUUAUGGGGCCUUACUUAAAUUUUUUUUUUCUCUUUACCAUUGAUUCAAGUUUUGAAAACUGCUUCUAUAGACUUUCUUGGUAAAACUAGAAACCCCAAAUCUUAAAAGCAGAGGGUAAGACACAUGGAAGUCUAAGGUUAUAGAAGGUAAUAAAAUAAGCAAAUGUGUGCACUCCUCAGACUUCUGCUCUGCUCAAAUGAUAUCCUCACUCCCUCUGACCUACUCACCUAUCUCUUCUGUGGUGUAAUUUGCUUAUGUUUAUCUUCUCAGGACACAGCUAUCUAGUAUGAUCAAAGAGGGGAAAAACAGUUCUACACCUUAUAGCUAUAAUUCAGAUAGUCUUA
Molecule: messenger RNA, 3518 nt
Organism: Hipposideros armiger (great roundleaf bat)
Lineage: Eukaryota; Metazoa; Chordata; Mammalia; Chiroptera; Hipposideridae
Gene: MCM9
Product: minichromosome maintenance 9 homologous recombination repair factor
Exons: 7
Coding region: 527-1702 (391 amino acids)
Biological process (GO): double-strand break repair via homologous recombination
Cellular component (GO): nucleus; MCM complex
Molecular function (GO): single-stranded DNA helicase activity; ATP binding; single-stranded DNA binding
Source: RefSeq, a predicted model, not a curated record